This is a messenger RNA of Nycticebus coucang (slow loris), 4037 nucleotides long. It is a transcript of the gene CDH19, whose product is annotated as cadherin 19. Gene Ontology annotation, cellular component: catenin complex; plasma membrane; adherens junction. Bases 386 to 2701 code for a protein of 771 amino acids. The transcript is spliced from 13 exons. Gene Ontology annotation, biological process: cell-cell junction assembly; calcium-dependent cell-cell adhesion; cell morphogenesis. The record is from RefSeq and is a predicted model, not a curated record. Lineage: Eukaryota; Metazoa; Chordata; Mammalia; Primates; Lorisidae. Gene Ontology annotation, molecular function: cadherin binding; calcium ion binding.
ACGCUGACAGUGCUGUGGUACUAACAGCACAAGGGUCUUGAUUCAGGCCCUCGCAGCACAUGGAAAGUUUGCUGAGAAGACUCUGAAGCAAAAAACAGCACGUUUUUCCUACGAUUCCUUGUGUGUCUGAUGCAAAGUUUGAAUUUCAAUUGCCACAGAACUUCUGAAAGUUCCCCAGGUUCAAUAUUAUCCAUAUUGAACAGCACAACAGAUAUGCUGCUUAUUAAUCUACGGUUCUCUGCCCCAUAAACAGAGUCCACGGCACAAGCCCAAAAAUGGAACGGAAUGUGAAAGAGCAAAAAAGAUUAUAAAGCAACAGAAGAUUUUUGUUUUGCUUCAUCCUGUUUCCUCUGAAGAGUAACAAUUGGAAUAAAGAGUCUGGAGAAUGGAUAGCUGUUUAUUGCUACUUUUUACAUUGGGAAUUCCUCUCCUAUGGCCGUGCCUUGUAGCAGCAGAAAACGUUAAAACGAAAAGAGCAAAGCAGCCAGCAGGAUCUCAUUGGAGAGUGAAGCGGGGCUGGGUGUGGAACCAAUUUUUUGUGCCAGAGGAACUGAACACAACCCAUCAUAUCGGCCGGCUAAGAUCUGAUUUGGACAAUGGAAACAACUCUUUCCAGUAUAAACUUCUGGGAGUUGGAGCUGAAAAUAUUUUUACCAUUGAUGGAAGGACAGGUGACCUAUAUGCCAAACAGAAGCUUGAUAGAGAAGAACGAUCCCUCUACAUCCUAAGAGCUCAGGUAAUAGACAUCACCACUGGAAAGGCUGUGGAACCUGAGUCUGAGUUUGUCAUCAGAGUUUCGGAUAUCAAUGACAAUGAGCCAAAAUUCCUAGAUGAACCUUAUGAGGCCACUGUACCAGAGAUGUCUCCAGAAGGAACGUUAGUCACCCAGGUGACCGCGAGAGAUGCUGAUGACCCUUCAAGUGGCAAUCAUGCUCGUCUCCUGUACAGCUUACUACAAGGCCAACCAUAUUUUUCUAUUGAACCAACAACAGGAGUUAUAAGAAUAUCUUCUAAAAUGGAUAGAGAACUGCAAGAUGAGUAUUGGGUAAUUGUUCAAGCCAAAGACAUGAUUGGUCAGCCUGGAGCACUGUCUGGAACAACAAGUGUAUUAAUUAAACUUUCAGAUGUUAAUGACAAUAAGCCUAUAUUUAAAGAAAGCUUGUACCGCCUAACUGUCUCUGAAUCCGCACCCACGGGCACUUCUAUAGGCAGAAUCACAGCACAUGAUGAUGACACAGGAGAGAAUGCAGAAAUGGAUUACAGCAUUGAAGAGGAUGAUUCGCAAACAUUUGACAUCAUUACUAAUAAUGAGACCCAAGAAGGAAUAGUUAUAUUAAAAAAGAAUGUGGAUUAUGAGCAGCAGAACCACUAUGGUAUUAGAGCCAAAGUUAAAAACCUUCAUGUUGAUGAACAGUUUAUGAAAUACCAUACCGAAGCCUCCACCACCUUCAUCAAGGUCCAGGUGGAAGACGAGGACGAACCUCCUGUUUUCCUCCUUCCAUAUUAUGUGUUUGAAAUUUUUGAAGAAAACGCUUAUGGAUCAUUCGUAGGCCUGGUAUCUGCCACAGACCCAGAUCACAGGAAAUCCCCUAUCAGGUAUUCUCUUACUGGAACCAAACUAUUCCAUAUUGAUGACAAUGGUACAAUCAUUACGACUCACCCACUUGACCGGGAGAUCAAUGCGUGGUACAAUCUAAGUGUUACAGCCACAGAAAGCUACAAUGUACAACAGAUCUCAUCCGUCCCUGUCUAUGUACAAGUUCUUAAUAUUAAUGACCAUGCUCCUGCGUUCCCUCAAUAUUAUGAGAUGUAUGUUUGUGAAAAUGCAGAUUCUGGUCAGGCAAUUCAGAACAUCAGUGCAGUAGACAGAGAUGAAUCUAUGGAAGAUCACCAUUUUUACUUUAAUCUAUCAGUAGACGACACAAAUAACUCAAGUUUUACAAUCAAAGAUAAUCAAGAUAAUACAGCUACAAUUUUGACUAACAGGACAGGUUUCAGCCUGCAGGAAGAGCCCGUCUUCUAUGUAUCCAUCUUAAUUGCUGACAAUGGAAGUCCAUCACUUACAAGUACAAACACUCUUACCAUAUACAUCUGUGACUGUGACGAAAAUGGGGACACACAGCUAUGCAGGAAUAAGGAACUUAUGCUUUUCAUGGGAAUCAAGACAGAAGUUAUAAUUGCUAUUCUUAUCUGCAUUAUGGCAAUAUUUGGGUUCAUUUUCUUCGUCUUGUGUCUAACACAACGAAAAAAGCAGACUCUGUUUCCCGAGAAGAGUGAAGAUUUCAGGGAGAAUAUAUUCAGAUACGAUGAUGAAGGUGGUGGAGAGGCGGACACGGAAGCCUUCGACAUUGCGGAGCUGAGGAGUCGCGCGGUGCAGCGGAGCCCCAGGCCGCGGCGCGGCCCCCGGGCGGAGGUCCGGAGCCUGCGCAGACAGUCGCUGCAGCUGGGCCCCGACAGCGCCCUCUUCAGGAAGUUCAUCCUGGAGAAGCUGGAGGAAGCCAACGCCGAUCCAUGCGCGCCGCCCUUUGACUCCCUGCAGACCUACGCAUUUGAGGGAACCGGGUCCUUAGCGGGAUCCCUGAGCUCCUUGGGGUCAGCAGUCUCUGACCAGGAUGAAAACUAUGAUUACCUUCAAGAGCUGGGACCGCGCUUCAAAAGAUUAGCGUGCAUGUUUGGCUCCACGAUGCAGUCAAAUAAUUAGGGCUUUUCACCCUUACAAGGUAAAACAUGAUGACACAUAUCUGGGCCCUGUUGUCAUCUCUGGGUAAAGAAUUGUGUGUUUUGCUUCUCUGAAGGGGAAGCAACGCCUAAUUAGUUUAUAAAGUUUUCUGAUUUCCUUGGAGUCAAUACCCCUUGAUUGUUUCAAGUUGUACACGCGUUGUCAAUGAACAAGGAUGUGGGAAGAGUUGUCACCAGUGGACUGUCAGGUGCCAGCGCAAAUCCACUCCAACUCACUACCCAAAGAUGCCUGUAGCAUUUUUCAGUAUCAUCUAAUGAAAAUUCUCAACAUUUCUGAAUGGCUAAUGUGAUAAAAGCACUGAAUUAGGCCGUCUUAGCUUAUUUUAUUUAUACUUCCUCUUUUUUGUUGCUUUUACUUUUAGAAAGUGAGAGUAAAAUGGUUAUGUUUCUUAAGUUCCUGAUACUAUAGAGAGACAAACUUUAAGACUUAGGAGAAACUGGUUGAUUACACGAAAGUUUAAAAACAUUCCUUUGUGUGAUAAGCAGCUUUCUAAGAUUCCGUGAUUCAUUCUAGUCUGCUGUCUAAAAUCUUUGCCAAGACCACACUUUACAACUGAUUUCCAAUUUAGACAGAUACUUGUAUUAAUUAACCAGAGUUACAGAGUAUAUAAAUUUGUAUUUUUGAAUAUUAUAGCUAGAUUAUUUUCAUAUGAAAUGUAAAACAUUUUUAUCUUGUCAAAAUGCAAUGGCAAAAUUUAUGUCAAUAUUUACUCAUAAUUAAAUUUAAACUUUAUGAAACUGGCAGAAAGUGUGAAAAAAAUUAAGUGAAUUUUUAUUUCUGCUACAAAUUAUUUAGAUAAAUUAAAGGAAUGUUUAUUCCAAUUCCAAUUAUUCAGCUGAGGGUUGUGAUCAGCUGCACUGCCUCUUACCAUACACAGAAUAAAAAGCACAAUACAUUCGUCCACAUUGCCUUUUUUUUUUAAGAGCUUAGAAUAUGACUGAUCCUUCAGUGUAUCAUUUCUUUAUUACUGAAUAUAAAAUUAGGUGCAAUAGUUACUUUUAUUUUACCCUUCUGAACAAAAUAAAUGCUAAGCUGUUGGAGAGAAAGCUUUGUGGUAACAUUUGAUAGUAAUAUAAUAAAACACUUUUAUAUUAAUCAACCUUUUAAGAAUGAUCCUUGUUAUUAUAUCCAAAUCAAGGUGCACUUCAAAAUUUAUAGUUUGAACAAAGAGAAAGUAGUGAUUAAAAAGAUCUUAAGAUUGGUUUAUAUGAUCAGUUUUUUUUGUUGUUGUUGUUGUUUUUUAAAGCUGGGACUGGGUUUGAACCCACCACCUCCAGUAUAUGGGGCAGGCGCCCUA